Messenger RNA from Melanaphis sacchari, 1630 nucleotides. RefSeq names its product endoribonuclease Dicer-like. Bases 98 to 1480 code for a protein of 460 amino acids. Gene Ontology annotation, molecular function: DNA binding; ATP binding; hydrolase activity. The transcript is spliced from 12 exons. The record is from RefSeq and is a predicted model, not a curated record. NCBI's taxonomy places the organism in Eukaryota, Metazoa, Arthropoda, Insecta, Hemiptera, Aphididae.
UUUAGACGGAGCAUACGUUGUUUUUGCAUCUAGGACCAACGAUUGGCUGUUAAUUUAUUCAAAUAUUUCAAAAACACCUUAGAUACCUACUUUGAAAAUGAAUCAACCACCACAGGGUACUUCAAGCAUAAAUCCCCGAAAUAAUAAAAUUGAACUUUUAGAUAGAAUGAAAAAAUCCAAUACAAUUUUGUAUCUACCUAGUGGAAUUGGCAAAAUCUACAUAGCUACAACGCUAAUUAAAUACUUUGGAGGCUGUUUAACUAAACAAAUGGGUAAGGGAAGAAAAUGGACUUUUUAUAUUGUCCGAUCUGAAACUAUUCUUAGCCAACAAGCAGAUAAAUUAAGAAGUCAUUUGCAGUAUAUUAUAGGCACUAUUGGUGCUGAUGUGAACACUAACCGUUGGUCUUCAGAAACUUGGAAUUUAAUAUUGGAAAAAUGUCACAUUCUGGUCAUAACUGGUCAGGCUUAUAUAAAUAAUCUGAAUCAGGGUUACAUGAAUAUCAAUGAUGCUAAUCUUCUUAUUUUUGAUGAAUGUCAUCUUGCUGUAGCAUUACAUCCAUUUCAACAAAUAAUGCAAGUAUAUGAUAAUGCUAGUUUAAAAAGUGAUGAACGUCCUCAUAUUCUUGGAAUAACUGCUACUUUGAUUAAUAAAAAUACCACAAAUGUCAAGGAUGAACUUAUAAAUUUGCAAAACACUUUCAAUAGUCAAAUCGUAUCCAAACUCAAUGAAAAUAUUCAAGUUUUUUCAGCACGCCCAAAAGAACAUAUAAGUUUAUAUGACGAGUUCAUUUUGGAUGAUGAACUUAAAGCUAUUAUUAUUCGUGUAUCAAAAAUUAUUAAACAUUUAGAAUAUUCUCAGUCUAGUGCGAAUCUCAUUGACGGUGGUCCGUAUAUGACAUAUAUAGCCACUUGGUAUUUUAUAAUUGAUGUUGAAAAACAAAAAAAAAUUUGCAACGAUAAAGAUAAAUGCAUGAUGUUAUUUAUAUUAAACAAUGUGUCUUUAAAAGUUAAACAGUUAAUGCAACAUUUAUCUUCUCUAAAAGUCACUGAUUCUUGCUUAGUACUUGUUGAUCAACAAAAAACUGCUAAAUAUUUAAAUAAUUAUAUCAAAGAAUACACACAGGAGUAUAACUUAAACAAUAUUUUAUCUGAUUUUAUGGAUGAGGCAAAAGAUCAAAAUGAAAUAAAAUAUAAAAGACGAAGAAAUAUUGGUGUCAUUAAGAAGUUUAACGAAAACACUAUAAAUGUUCUUAUAACAUCAGAAAACAUAGAAGACAUUGAUAUUUAUGCAAGUAACGUGGUUAUCACAUUUGAUUUUCCUAAAAAUUUUUUUUCGUACAGAGAAUCUAAAGGAAGGGCACGUUCUUCUGAUGGUAAAUUUAUUAUUAUGGUUCCAAACAAGUUGGAUAUCCAUAAAACUCAUUUUGAAUUUAUUUUAAUGGAAGAAGAAUUCAAAAAAUUUUUGGAAGAAAUUGACUGAUAUUUAAGAAAUUAAAUUUUAUUUGUUGAUGUGGAAUGAAGAGGAUUUCAAUGUAAUAUUGAUCAGUGGUGUAGCCAGAGGAGUGGACAGAGGGUCCAUACAGAAUAUUGUACGUUGAGUAAUUUCUCUAAACAGUUGAGUUGUUAGUAU